Helianthus annuus (common sunflower) is the source of this 1851-nucleotide messenger RNA. RefSeq lists its product as uncharacterized. Lineage: Eukaryota; Viridiplantae; Streptophyta; Magnoliopsida; Asterales; Asteraceae. The transcript is spliced from 4 exons. The coding region runs from base 1 to 1851 and encodes 616 amino acids. The record is from RefSeq and is a predicted model, not a curated record.
AUGGAGCCACGUAUCAUAUUUCAAACCCUAAGAAAGCAGUUCCCCGGCAGCCUGCAUGUUCAGAAAGACGUGCAAAAUGCGGUAGAAAAAAUUAGAGCGACACUAAUGGACGGAAAGACUCCUAUGCAGGCACUGGAAAGCCUGCUGCAUGACCACCGAUUCAUUUACGACACCCGACAGGAACCCAAAACAGAUGUCGUAACAGAGAUUUUCUUUGUUCAUCCUUAUUCAAUCACUAUGUGGCGUGCAUUCCCGCACGUGAUGUUGAUCGACGCGACCUACAAAACAAACCUCUACAACAUGCCAUUUGUCCAGGUUGUGGGUAUGACGUCGACUGGGAUGUCUUUUUGUAUCGCACUUGCCGUUAUUUGUAAAGAACGAAGGGGUAACUACAUGUGGGUGCUUGAGCGGAUCAAGUCAAUCUUGCAUGAAUGUAUGAUGCCGCGUGUGAUAGUCACGGAUAGGGAGCUUGCCCUAAUUAACACGUGUUCUAAAGUAUUCCCGAACGCAACCAGGCUUCUAUGCCACUUUCACAUCGAACAAAAUAUAGUUAGACAGUGCAAGAAGGGGUUCAAUAAAGAAGAUUGGGGGAAAUUUAUGUCGUACUGGCGGAGAGUGUGCGAAUCUACUUCAGAGCCCAUGUACAAGUACAACUUGGAGAAAAUGUAUAACCGACUCGUGGUUGCCAACCGAGAAAGUGUUUAUGAUUACGUCUACGAAAACUGGCUCAAAGACUAUAAAGAAAUGUUCGUUUAUGCGUGGACCGAUAAGUGUCGCAACUUUGGGCGUAUGAUAGAACUCGACGACAUAGAUGUAUUCUGGCGUAAGCUUGACUUGCUCCCGUGUAAACUGGUAGACGAGGAAGUCGAUAUUGUAGCAGAGCUCAAUAAUGUGCGGCAACAUUUAGAGGCGCAGUCCCCCGUUCAGCAAAAGAGUAUGCUUUCAAAGAUAAAAGCGGUCUUCACCCCGAAAUCGUCAACCAAGAAACCACCGAUCGUCCAGCAAAAUACUCGCGGUCGGCCUACAUCAAAGAAAGUACAAGAAAGGCUAGAUGAAGCUGCGAGGUUAGACGAAGCUGCGAGAUACAGCUCCUAUGGUGAGGACAACAACGUAUAUACCGCUUCCCCCAAACAUAGUUCAACGAGUUCUAAAAAGAAGGAGACUUGGGAUGAUCAGGGUUUUCCAUUAAUGAAGGGGGACGAGCCCUUGUUAAGCAUUAAGAGGUUUAAGAAUCAAAUUCCAUCAGAGUUUCACUCUUACAUAUCGCGUAUACAAGAUGUGACCCCAGACGGUCAUUGUGGGUACAGGUCUGUGGCUGUCGGGUUAGGUUUUACGGAACACGUAUGGCCUCGUAUUCGAAGUGAUUUACUACUAGAGAUUGACCAUAACAAGCCGCGUUGGAAGCAUGUAUUCGAAACAUAUAACAAAGGAGACUUUAAACGAAUACGUAACAGUAUUGAAUGGCAUUCAGUGAAAGGGUGCGAUCCAAGUCACUGGAUGGAAAUGCCCCACGUAGGGCUUCUCAUAGCGCAAAGGUAUAAUAUUGUCCUCCACGUGCUAAGCAUCGAAUGGAGCUCUACCAUCUUCCCAUUAACGGAUGCCCCACUAGAUCCACGACCUCAAGCGAUAACGCUCGUACAUGUUGACGGGGGACACUUCAUACAUGCUAAGUUGGAAGGAGACUACCCCAUGCCUUUAGUGACCCCGUUGUGGUCGACACAUCGAUCAAUAGCUGCGAAACGGUGGGAAGAAAUGUAUAGACCGCGGUUACAGCACUACAACGAGUUAACCAAUCCUAAAUCAGACUCAGACAAAGAAAGAGAACCGAGUAUAAAUGUUAUCGAAGAUUAA